Messenger RNA from Neolamprologus brichardi, 1510 nucleotides. The record is from RefSeq and is a predicted model, not a curated record. NCBI's taxonomy places the organism in Eukaryota, Metazoa, Chordata, Actinopteri, Cichliformes, Cichlidae.
AUGUCAUCUGCUUGCAGCCACAAGUUGAAGAUGGGGGUUAAACUGAAAGCAGACUACGGUGCAGUGUUACACCUGCCCAUCCUGAGGGAAGGGAAAGACAGAGACUCACACCUUUCGGGCAGCAUGGAAGGCCACCAGAACUACACUCAGCCAGGUGAGGACCCAGAAUACCUGAUCACUGGGACACAUGCCUACCCGUCUGGACCAGGGGUGGCAUUGACCGCUGACACAAAGAUGCACAGGAAUCCCAGUGACACUGGAGUACACUCCAUGGCAUUAGUGUUACCCCCAUCGCAAGCUAGGCAGGACGCGAGUCGCACAGCAGCCAGUAUUGCUGACAUCCACCGGCAUGCAGGAGGAGCAGAGCGAUCUCACCCUCCGUCAUCUGCAGUGUCGCUCCUGGAGGGAGGUGGGACCAGAAAUUCUGCCCUCAUGAGGAGAGCGCCCACAAUGCCCAAACCUCAGUGGCAUCCGCCAUGGAAACUGUUUCGGGUCAUCAGCGGCCACCUUGGCUGGGUGAGGUCCAUCGCUGUAGAGCCUGGGAAUCAGUGGUUUGUCACAGGCUCUGCUGAUAGGACUAUAAAGAUUGCUGGGAAAACCAGAGCAACUCUUACAAACCACAAGAAGUCUGUGCGAACUCUGGUCCUGCACCCCAGACAAUAUACUUUUGCCUCUGGAUCUGCCGAUAACAUCAAGCAGUGGAUGUUCCCAGAUGGAAACUUCAUCCAGAACCUGUCAGGCCACAACGCCAUCAUCAACACUCUGGCUGUUAACUCUGAUGGCGUGUUGGUGUCUGGAGCCGACAAUGGAACUAUCCACAUGUGGGACUGGAGGACCGGAUACAAUUUCCAGCGUAUCCACGCAGCCGUCCAGCCCGGAUCUCUGGACAGCGAGUCGGGAAUCUUCGCUUGCGUGUUCGACCACUCUGAAAGCCGACUGAUCACGGCAGAGGCUGACAAGACCAUUAAAGUUUACAAGGAGGAUGACACCGCUACAGAAGAAAGCCACCCAGUCAACUGGAAACCAGAAAUCCUCAAGAGAAAAAGAUUCUAGAGAUUUCUUAUUUGUUUUUCUUGCCACAGUAACAGCAGUGAAUUUUAUUUCCACCAACUUUUGUUUGCUCGUGCUUUUUCUGUCAGGCAAACUCUCAGCUUUCACAGAAGCAUCCCUCUUUAUUCUAAAAACCUUUUGCAGUCCUCGUUGUAUGAUGUUAGUCUGAUAAAGCAGCCGUUACGGACUGCCAGGAACCUCCCCGAGUGUUUGUUCUUGAUGAUAACGGCUCUCUGAUAGCUCUGAUCCGACUCGUCCACCAACAGAAGCCACUCUUCACCUUCAGAAGGACAGACUUCAGAGUGGACCUGCUCCCUGCUCAAGUCAAACCCUUCAAAGGAAAUGUAUUUGGAAGUUUUAACCAAGAAAGAAAAAACUUGUAUUGUUUCAGCAGAAUUGGUUUUGUACAGACAUGGAAAGUUUAUUAUGCUCCAUUUGAAUAAAGACCACAUUUUUCACA